Molecule: messenger RNA, 147 nt
Organism: Meloidogyne enterolobii
Lineage: Eukaryota; Metazoa; Nematoda; Chromadorea; Rhabditida; Meloidogynidae
Source: the annotation of a GenBank genome assembly
AUGUUCAAUACAUCAGCAGGUAUUGCCUUUGCUUACAAUAUGAAUCAUCCUGAUCCUGGAAUGUUGCAGUUAAUGAUACAACAUUUUUCUUGGUUACAUAUUCACGGUAUGUUAAUCAAAAAUAAAUUUUGUUAUUCAAAAAGUUGA